This is a messenger RNA of Xenopus laevis (African clawed frog), 1316 nucleotides long. Its product is annotated as beta-1,3-galactosyltransferase 5-like. The transcript has 3 exons. The coding region runs from base 51 to 1169 and encodes 372 amino acids. The record is from RefSeq and is a predicted model, not a curated record. Lineage: Eukaryota; Metazoa; Chordata; Amphibia; Anura; Pipidae.
GACAGAACUUGGAUAGAGUUGGAGUCAGUCAGACCUACAGGACUGUCUCUAUGGGGGCCAAUGUGCGUAAGAGGUUUCUGUCUCUGAUCAGUGCCAUGCUUGUUUCAAUAGCCAUGUUACUCACUAGAAGCUGGAUCAUCAGGCAACAAGGAAACAAACAUCAAUCACCCUCUCCGCAUUUGAAUCCUACACUGCCAACACCCAACUCUUUGACUAGGGACUCUGCCAACCUCAGUGAUGGACUAUACACUUACCACUUGAACAUGUCCCAGUUCCAAUCUGAUUUUCCCCACCUUCAAACCUAUAAAUGCUCAGUCACACUCACCCCUCAGACAGAACAAGAGUUGGGGAACCCCAAACCAGUGGUUAUCAUGGCUAUUAAAUCCCACCCAAGGUCUGGCGCAAGAAGACAGGCAGCGAGGAGAACCUGGGCUUGGGAGGAAGAAGUGGAAGGAUAUUGGGUGAAAACAAUCUUUCUGAUAGCCCAGACAGAGGUAUCUGGGCAAAUGGAACUGGUUGCUCUGGAGAGCCGUGAGUUUGGAGACAUUCUCCAAUGGGACUUCAAUGAAGGACAUCACAACUUGUCUCUGAAAGAGCGAUGCUUCCUGGAAUGGCUGGAUUCUGAGGUCCCAGAGGUGAAAUUUAUAUUCAAAGGAGACGAUGAUGAAUAUGUGAACCCAAGGGCAGUUGUGCAUUUUAUUAAAGAGCAUGGCUCCUCCCCUAAUACACUACAUGGCCACCUCCUUCGUCACAGUACAGUCAUGCGCUCUACCAAGUACGCCAUCUCCAAAACCUUAUAUUCCUUUGACAAAUACCCCUCUUUCCUAUCUGGAGGAGGCUUUCUCUUCCCAGGAACAUCAGUGAAGUACCUCCAUGAGGUUGCUCAGAAGAUCCCAGUUUUCCCAUUGGAUGAUGUGUACUUUGGGUUCCUAGCACUGGCAGCCAACUUGACAUACAGACACGACAGACGGUUCUAUGUAUCUGGGCUGGCAUUUAAUGCGUGCAAGUACCAAGAGGCCCUGGUGGUACAUGGGAUAGAUCCUGAGCGUCUCAUUAAUAUAUGGACAGAGGUGCAGAGAGCACAGUGCCAGGGUGGGCAGAGAGGGGGCAGCUUCACUUUAAAAUCCUUUCCAUGUGGAAACCAUAUGUGUACCCCCAAAUUGUCAUGAAUAUAACAGUAGAGUCAUGACUUAUUGCAGUAACAAUUUCAUCCAAUCCUACUGGUCCAUUCUGUAACCCUUUUUUUGUUAUUUUAUUAACUCAUGUGUGGGAUAACAUUCCUGGUGAUGCAAAUAAAUGAUGAUAUUGUAUGGAAA